AUGACAGCUUUCUUACAACCAACAAUUGGAUUUGCCCUCCUCCUUGCGGCAUUUCAGGUUCAUGCCUGGGAAUAUGGAGUUCCUUACUAUCCGGCACCGCACUAUUUCGAUCAACAGCAGCCCUAUGAUUACCCCUGCCCACCAUCGGGUCCUGAGAGUCUAGUUUGUGCCAGUGCCCCCGGUGCCCAGCCAUCUACCUUUCCGAGUCCCUGCGAAGUUCAACGUUUCCGAGCCCUAACUGGUAUCAACUGGGUCAUUAUCCAUGAGAACAGAUGCGAGACCUUGGAGGUCUGUCCGGAUAACUGUCAGGAUCAGUAUAGUCCGGUGUGCGGAAGGUACAAGGAUACGAGGCGAAACUAUAGGAGCGAAUGUGAACUGCAGCUGGUCAAGUGCCGGACAGGGCAUCCUUGGCGAAAACAUCAUGAUGGCCCCUGUGAGAGCCGCUACCCAGUCGGCCAGUCACCUCGCGUUCAAAAUUACAAUCCCUAUGCCAUCAAUCCCUAUCAGCCGAACUAUGGAUCCUCUGGAUCCCAAGGACCUUAUGGAUCUCAAGGACCUUAUGGAUCUCAGGGAGCUUAUGGCGCUCCAGGACCCUAUGGACCAUACAAUCCCUAUGGACCGCAAUCUCAGCCUCAGGGUUAUGCACAAAGCUCGUUUGUCUCCCCAAAACCCGCAUAUGAGGCGCCUGUUUAUCAUCCUUAUGAGAUAACCUGGGAGAACCUGCCCACCGAGGCUGAGUACGCCGUUACCCCCAAAGCUUAUUCGAAUCCCACAUACGAAACCACAACAACGGCUGCUUCUACAUCGACUUCGACAUCCACUUCCACUUCUACUUCCACAUCCACUUCUACUUCUACUUCCACAUCCACUUCCACUUCUACUUCUACAACUACUACACCAAAAACUACAACCACACCUCUACCAGAGAGUGACGACACCACGCCAAGUGUGCCUCAGAAUCCCAGACAGAAUAUCAAAGUGAAUGCAGUAGUCGAGGAACCAGCAAAUAAAACCACUGAACAGCCAUCUACGACACCUUCUCCGACUGAAGGCCCAACUACAGAGGAGACGACUGAAAAAUCCACUGAGCCCAGUGUCACUACUCCGCCCUUAAAGAAAUACAUUACGACUGCCUCGCCACAGCAUGCAACAACGACUCCUAGACCGUCAGGACCUUCUCUAUCGAUAAAUGCCGUUCAAGAAUCUACCCAGAAACCUGAAGAGACGAAACCCAAGUCGACCCAUCCAUCGUAUCCAACCUAUCCGUCUUACAAGUCAUCUCCAGUCUACAGCUCUACUGAAGCUCCUAAAGAUACCACUCCGGUAUCUGUGGACAAGGUCAUCAAAGUCAAUGCUGUCCAAGAAAGUACAAAGAAACCUGAAGAGACUACCGAGGCGGAAACUAGCUCUGAAUCUACUUCCACGAAAGCUACACCAACUUACCCAUCAUAUCCAACGUAUCCAUCUUCAAAAGUAUACAAAACUUAUCCACUAUAUGACUCCACUGAAACUCCUGAGGUUGAGGAAACUACUCCGGUGAUUUUAGACAAGGUUAUCAAAGUAAAUGCAGUUGCAGAAAGCACUGAAAAGGAAGAGGAAGAGACUACUGAGGUGGAUUCCACUACCAAAGCGGCACCUACUUACCCAUCAUAUCCCACGUAUCCAUCCUCCAGUGUCUACAAAAAGUAUUCAGUCUAUGGCUCUACUGAAGCUCCUAAAGAAGAGGAAUCGACUCCGGUUUCGCUGGAAAAGGUCAUCAAAGUAAACGCCGUCGCAGAAAGUACUGAAAAGAGCGAUGACACAACUCAGCCGGAGAGUAGUUCGGAAUCUACUUCUACGAAGGCGUCACCUACUUACCCAUCAUAUCCCACGUAUCCAUCCUCCAGUGUCUACAAAAAGUAUCCAGUCUAUGGCUCUACAGAAGCUCCUAAAGAAGAGGGAUCGACAACGGUUUCUCUGGACAAGGUCAUCAAAGUAAACGCCGUCCAAGAAAGUACUGAAGAGAACGAAGAAAACACAACUCAGCCGGAGACUAGCUCCGAAUCGAGCUCUACAAAAGCAUCGCCUACUUACCCGUCAUAUCCGACAUAUCCAACCGCGGGUAUCUACCCAAGUUAUCCAGUCUAUGGCUCUACUGAAGGUCCCAAAGAUGAGAAUUCGACUCCAGUAUCUCUAGAAAGAGUAAUUAAAGUAAAUGCAGCGGAGACUACUGAGGCAGAGACUACUGAGGCGGAGACCACCUCUGAAGCUAGCACUACUAAAGCCCCACCAACUUACCCAUCAUAUCCCACUUAUCCCUCUUCAGAAGUCUAUAACACCUAUCCCGUUUAUAGUUCCACUGAGACUUCAGAUGACGAUGAUACAGAAGACGAGGAGUCCACUAAAGAAUCUUUGGAUAGAGCUAUUAAGAUAAACGCAGUCUCUGAUCCCAUAACCGCAACGUCUCCAACACCCAGUCAGAUCACCACUGCUCCUUCGGUGACCACCACUGAAGUGGGAGAAGAUAGUGCAUCCAAUAGCACGACGACUGAAUCGGAGAGAGAGAUUCCAGAGAUUGUGAGGACAGAAAGUAAGAAUGGAACGCAGGUGAAUUUGGAGGUGACCUGCAAACGAGAAUCAAAGAAACUUAAAUUGGAUACGACAAGCAACGACAACAGGAGUAACAUAUAUUUCAUAUUUUUGGGUUGUUAAACAAAUUGAAUACUUCAUUAGUUACCAGAUAAUUGUUCUUAAAAGUUGAAAAUUUCAAAUGUUAAGUUUAAAAAAUAACACGUAAAUUGUUGAGUUUAAAA
This is a messenger RNA of Drosophila eugracilis, 2792 nucleotides long. RefSeq names its product flocculation protein FLO11. The record is from RefSeq and is a predicted model, not a curated record. The coding region runs from base 1 to 2691 and encodes 896 amino acids. Gene Ontology annotation, molecular function: protein binding. The transcript is spliced from 4 exons. NCBI's taxonomy places the organism in Eukaryota, Metazoa, Arthropoda, Insecta, Diptera, Drosophilidae.